ACCUGAAUUCGUUGUUCUGAAGCUGGAUAAAGAUGGAGCAGAUGAUGGAUCUGGAGAAAAUAUUCCAGCUUGAUGAAGAGGAUACAGAAAGCGACUGGACCAGAGAAGAAACCUUUCUGAAUCAGCCCCAGAUAUGGUCGGCAUUCUCUCACGCUGUUGCUACGGAGCUUUGCCUAGAGACGGGGGCUAAUUCGUUGACUCCUGUCCCAAAACUUGAAGAAUACUCGGAGGCUUUCAAACCACUCCAGAUGUUCUACAACGAGACCGACUUGACGGGCACGACGGUUACAAAGCUCAAGAGACGUCAGACCAAGAUCGUCGAGGAAUACCACGCCGAGAUCGGAGGAAGAAGAGGGCGUGGUCGAAGGCGUCUUCGCGAGAGUACGAUGAUGGGACGACUAAAUCAUCUUAGUUUGCCUUUCCGUAGAAGGCAUCUUCCUGAAAUUGCAAUCAAUCUCGAAGACAUCACACACGUUCCGAACAUCGUCGCGAACUUAACUUUCGACCAAUCAACAUCCAGAACGCGCAGGUUGUCGUCUUCGCGGACCCAAGCCAGUCUCGUACACCAGCCGUUUUACCAGAACGUUCAAACCCGAUGUAUGAAGUUAAUCGUGGAAGACGUAUACGCUAGUAGAUUCGACGCCAGAAAACUGCUAGGGUGUCGGCUCUGUCUUGGGAAGAGGCGGCCGUGGCAGGGGAAAUCUUCGGUGAAAAUGAUUCUGGAAACGUACAUUGCAUCCAGGGUGCGAUGCCUGGUGCAAUAUUCUACGGCAUUUCCGGGGCAUGCGCACAAGAUACCUGAGGAGUGGAAACGGGAGGUUGAGAUCCAACAUUGUCCAAUCGCUUUCCGAUAUGCACUUCUAAAACUGGAUAGAGAUGGCGUUAUUGACGAUGUCAAGAAGCCAAACACGGAAUGAUAACAUGUGUAUAGAGAGCAUGACCAGGUUGCCAUCAAGUUCACUAUCAUUCUAUAAAAAAAAAUCAAAUAGAAGUUUAGGCAACUUUACAAAUUAGUCCUUUGGGAGCGAAUUAUAGGAAGUUAUUAUGUGCCAGUAAGAUACCAUAAUGUCUGGAGGAGGUAAACCUUUAGGAACAUUAA
Strongylocentrotus purpuratus (purple sea urchin) is the source of this 1099-nucleotide messenger RNA. RefSeq lists its product as uncharacterized. The record is from RefSeq and is a predicted model, not a curated record. The transcript has 3 exons. Lineage: Eukaryota; Metazoa; Echinodermata; Echinoidea; Camarodonta; Strongylocentrotidae. Bases 33 to 917 code for a protein of 294 amino acids.